Messenger RNA from Dermatophagoides pteronyssinus (European house dust mite), 1359 nucleotides. RefSeq names its product palmitoyltransferase ZDHHC20-B-like. The record is from RefSeq and is a predicted model, not a curated record. Gene Ontology annotation, molecular function: palmitoyltransferase activity. Lineage: Eukaryota; Metazoa; Arthropoda; Arachnida; Sarcoptiformes; Pyroglyphidae.
AAAAAAAUUAACUUUAAACAAUCGAGCAAAAUAAUCCUAAAAAUAAGGCGCGUCAAUUGGAAACUAUUUUGAUUCUUGUAGUUAAAGUGUGUGAAAAUAGUUUUUGGUAUAAUCAAUCUUGUUUUUUUUUGUAUUUAGUUGUUUUGACUUAAACCAGUGAGUUCUUUUUUUUUUGAUUACUUUUGAUUGAAAAAAUUUCCGUAAGAAGAUAAUGGAUAUCGAACGAAAUCGUAGUAAUCGUCAUAAUCAUCCGAAUGAAUCAAUUAUUUCUUCUUCAUACAAAUGUCUAUGUCAAUGUAUUCGCCUAACAAGAUAUUUACCAUUUGUAAUUAUUUUUUGUCAUUAUAUGUAUGCCCUAUUUGUUUAUAUGUACUUUGUUAUAUACCAAUAUUAUGAACAAAUUUGGAUUCAAUCAUUGUUGGUCAUUUUUUUCCUGCCGUUCUAUCUGCUUUCAUUAAUAUCAUAUGUAAAAUGUGUGUUUACUUCACAUCGACCAAUCGCUCCUGAAUUUACUAUACCUGAUUCAAUGCAAUUGGAUCAAAUGACCGAAGAUGAACGUAAUCAAAAUUUUGAAUCAUUAAUUCAAACAAGAAAUUUGCCAAUAUUUACUCGUGCAUAUAAUGGUCAUGUUCGAUUUUGUCCAAAAUGUUGGGUAUUGAAACCAGAUCGUGCACAUCAUUGUUCAGUUUGUGGUAAAUGUAUAUGCAAAAUGGAUCAUCACUGCCAUUGGGUUAGCAAUUGUGUUGCAUUCGAUAAUUACAAGUGUUUCAUAUUAUUUCUAUUCUAUACAUCAGUCACUUGUUUAUAUACUGUUUUAAGUUCUAUCAAAUUAUUUCUGAAAUUCUGGAAAGAUGAAUCAUAUCCAGGAAAAAUUCAUGUAUUUUUCGUUGUACUUUUCUGUUUAAUAUUUUUAUUGAGCAUCUCAAUUUUAUUAAGCUAUCAUUUAUAUUUGGUAUUCAAAAAUGUUACCACAUUGGAAUCGUAUCAAACACCAAGAUUUAAACAAUAUGAAUAUGAUUAUUAUCGUUAUAAUCUUGGAUAUAAACGAAAUUUAAAAUCAGUUUUUGGCGAUAACAAAUUAUUAUGGUUUUUGCCUAUUUAUAGUAGCCUAGGUGAUGGCCAUUAUUAUCAAUUACCAUUAAUACCCGGAUUAUAUGAUAAAUCAAAUUCAUUAACCGUUUGUGAUGUAACUAGUUCAAGUUAUCCUCAAGCCCUUUUACAAUCACAGCAACAUUCUCAUUCAUCUUCGUUCAAUAAUAUUUAAUCAAUUAUAAUUAAACAAUGGCAAUGAACAAUUUUUGAUUAAAAUAUUAUUUAUUACAAAAAUGUUAACACUAAGCAAAACAAAAUUAACAAACA